Molecule: messenger RNA, 1575 nt
Organism: Prunus mume (Japanese apricot)
Lineage: Eukaryota; Viridiplantae; Streptophyta; Magnoliopsida; Rosales; Rosaceae
Gene: SPP1
Product: Phosphatidic acid phosphatase (PAP2) family protein
Cellular component (GO): endoplasmic reticulum membrane
Molecular function (GO): sphingosine-1-phosphate phosphatase activity
Source: RefSeq, a predicted model, not a curated record
GAAACAAAACCCAUAAUCCCAUUGUGUAAAGAAAGAAAGAAAAAAACUUGUUUCUGGCCAAAGUCCAAGUCCUACCGUUUGUUUUUCAAUUUUGGUUUCUUUGUUUUCUUCGUCUCUCCUAGUCUUCUUGUUCUUCUUCUCCCUUUCCGAUCCUUCUCUCUGAGAGACACCAGAGAGAGAGAGAGAGAGAGAGAGAGAGAAGGGAAUGGAGAGCAUAGCAGUGUGGCAAGGGGCAACACUCUGUGGGAUUGUGUUAUGGAUUAUAGUAGCUUCAUAUCUCGAUGUGACUCGAAAGCUUCGAUCUUUUCUGCAACCAUGGGUGGCUCAGCAUGUCACCACAGACACUCCUCUCAUCCUCCAGAUCCAGAAUUACCAGCAUAGGUUCUUGGAUGCUUUCUUCUCUGGCUUGUCCUGUGUUGUUUCUGUGCCCUUUUAUACUGCCUUUCUUCCUUUGCUUUUCUGGAGUGGGCAUGGAAAAUUGGCUAGACAAAUGACCCUGUUGAUGGCUUUCUGUGAUUAUAUGGGGAACUGUAUAAAGGAUGUGGUAUCAGCUCCUAGACCUAGUUGUCCACCUGUUAGAAGAAUAACCGCUACAAAAGAUGAGGAAGAUAAUGCAUUGGAAUAUGGAUUGCCAUCUUCUCACACUCUAAACACAGUUUGCUUGUCCGGAUACCUUUUGCAUUACAUCCUAUCAUAUACUCAGAAUGAAGAUUCCCAUGUUAAGUUUGCUGGAUUCGCUCUUGUUUGCUUGCUUGUGGGUCUCAUUGGUUUAGGAAGGAUUUAUCUCGGCAUGCACAGUGUGGUUGAUAUCAUAGGUGGGCUUGCUAUUGGAUUGGUGAUCCUUAGGUUCUGGCUCAGUGUUCAUGAAUAUGUUGACAAUUUUAUAGUCUUGGGACAAAAUGUUACAUACUUUUGGGCCGCCCUGAGCUUCAUAUUGCUCUUUGCUUAUCCAACUCCUGAAUUUCCAACACCAAGUUUUGAGUACCACACAGCCUUCAAUGGUGUUGCAUUAGGAAUUGUAUCUGGGGUCCAGCAGACAUACCAUCAGUUUCACCAUGAAGCUGUUCCACGUGUAUUUACGUCACAAUUAACAAUCCCUGGCUUUAUGGGAAGAAUGCUUGUGGGGAUACCGACAAUACUUAUUGUGAAGUUCUGCAGUAAAGCUCUUGCUAAAUGGAUUCUUCCAGUGCUAGCUAACACCUUGGGCAUUUCAAUAAAAUCGUCCACUUACAUUGCGUCGCUAAAGGGUUCAAGUAAUGGGAAAAAAUCAGAUGGGUUGAAGCAAUCAGGUUAUGUCCAAAAGCUGUUCUUUUUCUCCAGCCAAGACUCAUUUGAUGUUGAUACUGGUAUACGAUUCCUCCAGUAUGCGGGCCUGGCAUGGUCCGUGGUGGAUCUUGUUCCCUCCCUUUUUGCUCAUUUAAGCUUGUAAUGCUUCAUUAUUCUUAUGAUUAGCAAACACUUUAAAUUUCCCAAUGGAAAUAUGUCCUCAAUUCAAUUUUGUAAAUAGUAUAUACGUUGUAGUAUGAACAUAAAUCGAUUUUGCUUAUUUCCACAGAAACCCUUCUCCAGAUUUAA